AGUCUUAUCGAUUACCAUUAAACAGCUGCGUCCGGCAUUACUAUACACAUCUUUGUGUAAUUCGCAUUUUGCAAGUUUUAAAAAAGGAAUCGCAUUCGAAAUGACUGAUUGGGUUAAAAUCGCCGAGGACCAGGAGGUGCCCAAGUUAAAGACGACUGCCACUUCCGAUGUUCCAACGACGACAGCUGCAACUGCUGCUGCCAAGGACAAUGAACCGGAUGUCGCAGAUCCAGCGGAAACAAGCCUUCUCAUUAAAAUCUUGGGCAAGGGAUUGGUUAACACAAAACUGUCAUUAGACGUGCAACAAAAGAACCCAAACUCACCAUUGCAUUCGGUGAAAACGUUUGAGGCAUUGCAUCUGAAGCCGGAACUGCUGAAAGGCAUCUAUGCGAUGGGCUUCAAUACGCCGUCGAAGAUACAAGAGACCGCGUUGCCAACUCUUCUUGCAGAUCCACCACAAAACAUGAUUGCACAAAGUCAAUCGGGCACUGGUAAAACGGCUGCCUUUGUGUUGGCCAUGUUAAGUCGCGUAAAUACCGCAUUGAAUCAUCCGCAAGUUCUCUGCCUAUCGCCGACAUAUGAACUGGCAAUACAAACCGGCGAAGUCGCUGCUCGCAUGGGACAAUUUUGUCCCGAUAUUAAGCUCAGAUUUGCUGUUCGUGGAGAAGAAGUCGAUCGCAACUCAAAGAUAACGGAGCACAUUUUAAUUGGAACACCUGGAAAGAUGCUGGAUUGGGGUCUUAAAAUGCGACUCUUUGAUAUGAAAACAGUGCGAGUUUUCGUGUUAGAUGAAGCUGAUGUUAUGAUUGCAACACAAGGACAUCAUGAUCAAUGCAUUCGAAUUCACAAAAUGCUCAAUCCGCAGUGUCAGAUGUUGUUUUUCUCGGCGACGUACGAUAAAGAGGUUAUGGACUUUGCUCGCUUGAUUGUAUCGGAGCCAACAAUAAUUCGUUUGAUGCGCGAGGAAGAAUCUCUGGAUAAUAUCAAACAAUAUUAUGUGAAUUGCAAAAACGAGGAUGGCAAAUAUAAUGCAAUCCAAAACAUUUACGGUUGCAUUAGCAUUGGCCAGGCAAUUAUAUUUUGCCAUACGCGCAAAACUGCUACCUGGCUAGCCGUUAAAAUGACUAAAGAUGGCCAUUCGGUGGCUGUCCUAUCUGGUGACAUGACCGUUCAGCAGAGAUUGGAUGUAUUGGAUCGCUUUAGAUCGGGACAGGAGAAAGUCCUCAUCACUACCAAUGUGUUGUCACGUGGUAUUGACAUCGAACAAGUAACAAUUGUUGUAAAUUUCGAUUUGCCUGUUGAUCUGCGAGGCAAUGCCGAUUGUGAAACAUACUUGCAUCGUAUCGGGCGUACUGGACGAUUUGGAAAGUCUGGCAUUGCCAUCAAUUUAAUCGAUGGUGACAAGAGUAUGACUGUAUGUCGUGCCAUUGAAAAACACUUUCAAAAGGAUAUAUCUUAUUUGAAUACCGAUAAUGCGGAUGAUAUUGAGAAGAUUGGAAACUAAUUCAUAAUAAUCAUUCCCUAGUUUAGCCUUAAGCAAACACAUUUUUGAAAUUUCUCUAGAAAUAAAACUAUUUCUGAACCAUGCAAAUAUACAUAUAAUGAAUGA
Drosophila albomicans is the source of this 1609-nucleotide messenger RNA. It is a transcript of the gene Dbp80, whose product is annotated as DEAD-box helicase Dbp80. The transcript has 2 exons. Gene Ontology annotation, cellular component: nucleus; cytoplasmic stress granule. NCBI's taxonomy places the organism in Eukaryota, Metazoa, Arthropoda, Insecta, Diptera, Drosophilidae. The coding region runs from base 101 to 1504 and encodes 467 amino acids. Gene Ontology annotation, molecular function: ATP binding; RNA helicase activity; RNA binding. The record is from RefSeq and is a predicted model, not a curated record. Gene Ontology annotation, biological process: poly(A)+ mRNA export from nucleus.